Messenger RNA from Octodon degus (degu), 2158 nucleotides. RefSeq names its product carnosine dipeptidase 2 (gene Cndp2). The record is from RefSeq and is a predicted model, not a curated record. Gene Ontology annotation, molecular function: metallodipeptidase activity. The coding region runs from base 93 to 1520 and encodes 475 amino acids. Gene Ontology annotation, biological process: proteolysis. The transcript has 12 exons. Gene Ontology annotation, cellular component: cytosol. NCBI's taxonomy places the organism in Eukaryota, Metazoa, Chordata, Mammalia, Rodentia, Octodontidae.
GGGCCGGUGGGCGGGCCCACUCCGGGCGGGGCCGGGACACGUGGUGCGGAACUGCGCAGCGCCGGCGGAACCGUCUGCCAUCUGCUCCAAAAAUGUCAGCCCUGAGUACUCUGUUUCAGUAUAUUGAUGAAAACCAGGAGCGCUACAUUAAGAAACUUGCAAAAUGGGUGGCCAUCCAGAGUGUGUCGGCCUGGCCCGAGAAGAGAGGAGAGAUCAGAAAGAUGAUGGAGGUUGCUGCCGCCGACAUCCAGCAGCUGGGGGGCUCUGUGGAACUGGUAGAUAUUGGGAAACAAAAGCUCCCUGAUGGCUCAGAGAUACCUCUUCCUCCCAUUCUGUUGGGCAAACUGGGCUGUGAUCCACAGAAGAAGACCGUGUGUAUUUACGGGCAUCUGGAUGUGCAGCCUGCGGCCCUGGAGGACGGCUGGGAUAGUGAGCCCUUCACCUUGGUGGAGCGAGAUGGCAAGUUGUAUGGGAGAGGUUCAACUGAUGAUAAGGGACCAGUGGCCGGCUGGAUGAACGCUCUAGAAGCAUAUCAGAAGACAGGUCAGGAGAUUCCUGUCAAUGUGCGAUUCUGCCUUGAAGGUAUGGAGGAGUCUGGCUCUGAAGGCCUGGAUGAGCUGAUUUUUGCCCAGAAAGACACCUUCUUUAAAGAUGUGGACUAUGUUUGCAUUUCUGACAAUUACUGGCUAGGGAAGAAGAAGCCCUGCAUCACAUACGGUCUCAGGGGCAUUUGCUACUUCUUCAUUGAGGUGGAAUGCAGUGACAAAGACCUCCAUUCUGGGGUAUAUGGCGGCUCAGUCCAUGAGGCCAUGACAGAUCUCAUUUCAUUGAUGGGCUGUCUGACAGACAACAAAGGGAAAAUCCUUAUCCCUGGCAUUAACGAGGCUGUUGCCCCCCUGACCAGUGAAGAGCACAAACUUUAUGACCACAUUGACUUUGACAUGAAGGAGUUUGCCAAAGACAUUGGGGUUCAGACCCUCCUCCACAGCUGCAAGCAAGACAUCCUGAUGCACCGAUGGCGGUACCCAUCCCUCUCCCUCCAUGGCAUUGAAGGCGCCUUCUCUGGGUCCGGGGCUAAGACUGUGAUACCUAGAAAAGUGAUUGGCAAGUUUUCCAUCAGGCUCGUGCCGAACAUGACCCCUGAAGUUGUCAGCGAGCAGGUUACAAGCUACUUGACUAAGAAGUUUGCUGAACUACACAGCCCCAACAAAUUUAAGGUGUACAUGGGCCAUGGUGGGAAGCCUUGGGUAUCCGAUUUCAACCAUCCACAUUAUAUGGCGGGGAGAAGAGCCCUAAAAACAGUUUUUGGUGUUGAACCAGACUUGACCAGGGAAGGUGGCAGUAUCCCUGUGACCUUGACCUUCCAGGAGGCCACAGGCAAGAACGUGAUGCUCUUGCCAGUGGGGUCAGCAGAUGAUGGUGCUCACUCUCAGAAUGAAAAGCUCAACAGACAUAACUAUAUAGAAGGAACCAAGAUGCUGGCUACGUACCUGUAUGAAGUGUCUCAGCUGAAGGACUGAGAGACCCAUUUUCCAUGGAGUGCCAUGUCUGACCAGAAGGAAACCCACCUCUGCCCUCUGUCCUUACCCUUGCCAUUUCUGACUAGCCUAAGAAAGUGGAAGUUCCUUCUCCUUUCUCUUGUCAGAUCAUGUACAGACUUCCAAGAAGGGCCACUUGUCCAGCUGUUGGGUAGGUGGCAUUAGGUGUGCACAGCAGUUGGGACCAUUUAUUCCAGGAGGCUUGUCAGGAGCAGCUGGCUGACCGCUGGGUAGAUUCUCUGAAGUGGCCAGUGUGACUCAACCCCCAGAAAGCAAAAGCCCAUGAGGUUCAAAAGCUCUGUAUGAGGUGUUGGCUGUCAUGGGGUUGGGAUAAACUGGACUUGUUGCUUUCUGCCUGUGUUCUGCCUUCUCUGUCAAGUAACUCACUUUAGAUACUCAGAAAGGAGAUAAAAAAGUUCAGGGGCUUCUUACACCAUGACAGCUCCCUUUGUAAUCUCUUGGUGUCAUAUUUGAUCCUGUUCUUUCACCUGACUUAGGCCAUCACCUGUGUUCUAUCUGUUACCAGACUUCAGAACCCAACCUAAUAGUCCUCGUGGAAGGACUGGCCCAUCUCAGUCUGUGUUGCUCAAAUAAAAGCAAAAAUGAAGCCUCCGAGGGAA